Parnassius mnemosyne (clouded apollo) is the source of this 2076-nucleotide messenger RNA. NCBI's taxonomy places the organism in Eukaryota, Metazoa, Arthropoda, Insecta, Lepidoptera, Papilionidae. The record is from the annotation of a GenBank genome assembly.
AUGAGACUGCUUACUUAUUUUGCUUUUACAUUACUGUCAGUUGUAAUACAAUUUUGUGUUAUGGAUUUUAUCCAAGAAAAAAUUGAACAUGAAGAAAAUGCAGUUUAUUUGAACGAAACAACUAAAGGGAAACAAAAUUCAAUUGGGAUAUUAAAAGAUUACACGCAUAAUGCCCAUGCUUUAUAUUAUCGCUUAAACGCUGGGGAAAUAAAAAAUGUAUCUAGAACAAAAUACAGUAACUCUUCUCUGCUUAAUUAUCCAUUCUCAACUACAACAGAGCCUUCAUUUACUGUUUAUGACAUGUUAUAUGACGAGAACAUUUCCGUAGCAGACGGAGUUUCAACAACAGAAACAUUCUUUACGAGCACUGAGUUAGAUAAUGUUACUGAGAUCACUUUGUUCGAAAAUACUUCCACGACUACCAAGCCUGAAAUUAUUGAAAAGAAAACAAGAUACGUUGACACAUUAUGUUAUUGUAAUUUUAUGUAUAAGCAAUGUGAUAUUAAUUGUUGCUGUGAUGACGAUUGUUCAGAAGAAGAAAACAAAUUAUUUAGAAGAUGCAGAACUCAUUUGUUUGUAAAUGUUAGAAAUCAAUGGCCACGAAAUUUAUUAACAUGCGGUGAAAAUGAUGUCAGUGGAAUAUUCGGAAAUUUAUUUUGCAUUGCGAAAACAAACUUACCAGACAAACGAGCUGCGGUUCCACAAAAGUUUUUUGAAAGAGUAAUUAAUGACACGUUUGUAUGGCAUAAUAAUAAUCAUAAUACAGAUGUAGAGUCUUAUAAGUUUACAAAAAACUUGUAUAGAAAUGGCGACCCUGUUUGGCUACUCAAGAACACAUCAAUUUAUUAUAUUGAUUUUCCAGCUCCUUUUGUAAACAACUAUUGCAGUAUCAGACGUCCAAUAAAAUUUUUACAGAAUGAAGAAACACAAUGUCUUGUGAAAUUAAUGGAACUGGAAAUGUUUCGUAUUUUAAAAACUAUAGAUGAAUCGAAAGUUAUAAAUAUAGCAAAUAAUUCUUUGAACAGUACUGCAAUGAAUUGCUCCAAUCUUCAUUGCACUAACUGGACAGUAAUUUAUUGUGACGAAGAUGAUUGUUUGGAUUUCAAUAAAACCUUGCACGAGCCAAUGUGUACAGCAAGCUUUUGUAAAAAUAUUGCCUUUAGAAUAGAAUAUGCUUUCUAUGUUUACGACUCAAAAAUUGUCAAUGCGACUGUAAAACUAUUUGCCAAAAAUAUACCAAUCGCCAUACAAUACAUAACGCAAAAAAUAAGUGUUAAAUUUUACAUGGGCAAUACUUCAUCAGAGAGAAUAAUAAAAUUAAGUGGAACUCCAGGUUAUAUUACGGGUUUGCCUAUAAUAACGUCGUUUACGGAAAGCAAUCAUACUAAUCAGUUCUUUAAUAGCGAUCACCAAAAUAAUUAUUUGACAUAUCCUGACAACAAGCACGGUUUAUGUGUUAAAACGAAAAAUACGAAGAAAGUUUUACUGUUUGGUUUAAACAAAAGAAUGAAAUGCAAAAUUUCUAUACGAUAUAUUUCUUCGUCAAAUGCCACAGAAGCGUGCUUGAAUGUACAAACUCAUAUCAACAAGAUGUUAAGUGUCCAAAAUAAAGUGUAUGUAUCACCGUAUGGCAACCCAAACAAUGUUAAAGAUGACGAUUGGUUGCCUAUUAAACUGAAAAGCCAGUUUAUCUAUGGUCAAUUAUAUUCUAAAAGUUCCAAAAUACAAUGUUACAACUUGCAGACGCGGGUUGCUUUUAUUUUCACUUAUGCUGUUUUAAGUAGCAGUAUUGGUCAAGUGGAAAAUAAACUAUUAAGUGCUAAAGUAGAUGGUUUUGCGAGUAAUGUAACAUUUAGCACUAACUCACAUGAACUAUCGACCGUGAUUACAGUUGAUAUUAACUUUAUUAAUGUAAAUAAUUGGAUGCAGCAUGAGUAUGCUGGACCUCCGCAUUUGAAUCUCAAUUUACCAAAGAAUUUCUUUUUUCCUUUUCCCUCGAAUAAAGAAUGUCAUUCAUAUAAGCCAAAUAUAUUGUUUAUCAAUUAUUUAUGUAUCAUUGCACUGUUCGUCAAAUAA